Messenger RNA from Endocarpon pusillum Z07020, 1476 nucleotides. RefSeq lists its product as uncharacterized. Gene Ontology annotation, molecular function: protein dimerization activity; DNA-binding transcription factor activity. Gene Ontology annotation, cellular component: RNA polymerase II transcription regulator complex. The record is from RefSeq and is a predicted model, not a curated record. The transcript has 4 exons. Lineage: Eukaryota; Fungi; Ascomycota; Eurotiomycetes; Verrucariales; Verrucariaceae. Gene Ontology annotation, biological process: positive regulation of transcription by RNA polymerase II. Bases 1 to 1476 code for a protein of 491 amino acids.
AUGAAUACCUCGAACAGCCACCGGCCGUGGGAGGCCAGGAACGCGAGCGCUCGUACACCUCCCGUACAAACACAGCAAACAUUACCUUCCAUCACUACCUUGACAUCCACCAUGAAUACAGUACCCGCCGAGCAACCACCCCUCAAUCUGUCAAUGAGUGCGGUCCAGAGAGACUCUGGAGCGUGGUCAAUGCCGCCGAGCACUCGUUCAUCAGCCUAUUCCACCAGCACCAAUCCCUACCUCAACUCAUCGCAGCCUUCUCCCAACAGGCUAUCCGGCUCGGAGAGACCGCCUUUCACACCAGACACGUCGGUCACGCCGUCUCCUGCCGGCCCACAACCAUCCCCUGGCUUUUCAAUUUCGCAACAGAAUACGACGUUGCCGUCAAUAAAUCAAAGCUUUGACGCAUCAAGUCAGAAAGGGGUGGGCGAUUUGCAGGAUUCACGUCGCAGCAGUUUAGAUGUUCGAGUACACCAAGGCAUGGACAAACUUGCUCUUAAUGGACAGUCCCCUUACGGAAGCACGAAUGCCUCGCAAGCGUCCCUUGUGUCUGGUCUCCAGAGAGAACGAGGUAUUCAAACGAACGGUUAUCGCGGCCCUCGAUCAUCUGGUGGUUCGCUCUCCUCUCCCCUGGGAUCACGAGCUGCAGAAACUCGAAGCGGAUUCACAGCAGGACGGAUUGCUCCACCAAUCGCAGAAAAUCCAAGGUCAGAGAUUUAUAACGCUGAGGCUCCCACGGCCGGACAAGCUUAUGCUUUCCCCGACCCUGAAGGUCCUGCUCCUCCUCCUCCUCCUCCUCCUCCUCCUCCUACGUAUUCUCGGCGCAACAGUUUCGCCGAUUCUUUCACGAGCAGUUUAUACACGAAUGAUUCUAGACUCCCCCCUGGUCAGCAUGAACUUCCUAAUUCCUUGCACCACCACAGCCUACAGCACAAACAGAUCUCCGACAUUAUGCAUGACCCCGACUCCCCGAACAGCACCACUCCUUAUAGUCGAACGCCUGAGCUCAGAGUUACUCACAAAUUAGCCGAAAGGAAGCGUCGUAGCGAGAUGAAAGACUGCUUUGAGGCUCUAAGAGCACGUCUACCACCAAGCCAAACCAAUAAAUCUAGCAAAUGGGAGACGUUGACCAGGGCGAUAGACUAUAUAACCCACCUAGAAAGCUCACAUAAAUCCAUGCGUAAUGAGCUUGCAGAAUUGCGACAACGAGACCAUGAACGACAAACGCAGCUCGAGAAGCUCGGCCAGCAAGUCAGUCGGUUUCAGCAACAGCAACAGCAACAGCAACAACAACAACAGCAUCAGCAUCAGCAUCAGCAUAGCCAAGCGCCAUAUGAAAGCCAGCCUGGUCCUGGUUUCAGUAAUGGUCAUUUCCAACCAAAUGCAACGGAACCUCCCAGAACACUCCCACCCCUAAUGAAUGGCGCCGGACCCUCCGCCAUGCAAGGCAUACAAUAUUCUGACGAUAGACGAUAA